Messenger RNA from Onthophagus taurus, 2276 nucleotides. It is a transcript of the gene CycY, whose product is annotated as Cyclin Y. Gene Ontology annotation, molecular function: protein kinase binding. NCBI's taxonomy places the organism in Eukaryota, Metazoa, Arthropoda, Insecta, Coleoptera, Scarabaeidae. Gene Ontology annotation, biological process: regulation of cyclin-dependent protein serine/threonine kinase activity. The record is from RefSeq and is a predicted model, not a curated record.
UCGAGUUUUAAGAACAAAGAUGAACGUGCGGUGAAGAGAGUUAGAGAGAGAAUGUGCACCAACUUUUUUAUUUAUACGACACUUUUCUUGGCAAAAAAAAGUUUUUUAGUGAUCCCCACGGUGCGAAGAACCCCCUUAAAGUCUUAAAAACCCAGUGAGAUGUGAAACCGUUCCCACAACAGUGAACAAGAUAUAAUUUUUAAUAUAAAACCUAAAAAAAUAUUUUUUGGGCCGGCACUUCUCAACAGAAAGGCGUAGACGAGAAUAACAAUAAUUCGGUGGGUGUUAUAGAAAAGAAGAAAAACAUUCAAUGUAUUUGUUAAUCUAAUCUAAUCAACACAUUAAUUUCGUUCUAUUUAAACACAAAAUACAAAAAUGAAAUCUAAAAUAACAACUUAAAGAAUCCUCAAACGAAAUUUAAAAAGGAAAAAUGGGUAAUAAAAAUAGUUGUUGUUCAAAAAAUAGUCCCCAAACGGACAGACACCGUGUGAUCCUUCCAAUUGAUUGCCAAUCACGAGAAGGUGAGACAAGUACGAAUAAUCUACAACACAUCAGUGAAAGAGAACCUGAUGACGGUGAAUUAGAUCCGUCCAAAGAUCCCAUGGCCAAAACCUUAUUUAUGGAGCGAUCAAAAACAGCCAUAGAAAAUGGUUUAAUUCGUCGAAAAAGUCAACACCAAAUUGCGGAUUUAAGACCGUUAAAAAAAAGCAGCUCUUGUUCUACCAUUUAUUUGGAUGACAGCACAGUUUCUCAACCAAAUUUAAAAAAUACAGUUAAAUGUAUUGCCUUAGCCAUUUAUUAUCACAUUAAGAGUAGGGAUUCCGAACGAACUAUUGAUAUAUUCGAUGAAAAAUUGCAUCCAUUAACUAGGGAUGGUGUUAGUGAUGAUUACGAUAAAUAUAAUCCGGAACACCGUCAAAUAUAUAAAUUUAUUAGGACUUUAUUUAAUGCUGCACAAUUAACAGCUGAAUGUGCAAUCACUACUUUAGUAUAUUUGGAAAGGUUAUUAACUUACGCCGAAUUGGAUAUUGCACCAUCUAAUUGGAAAAGAAUCGUUUUAGGAGCAAUCUUAUUAGCAUCAAAAGUUUGGGAUGAUCAAGCAGUAUGGAACGUUGAUUACUGUCAAAUUUUAAAAGAAAUCCCAGUAAAAGACAUGAACGAACUCGAGCAUGAAUUCCUUCAAUUACUUCAAUUUAAUAUUAACGUCCCCGCAAGCGUCUACGCGAAAUACUAUUUCGACUUGCGUACAUUGGCGGAAGCGAAUGAUUUGUCAUUCCCAAGUGAACCAUUAAGUAAGGAUCGUGCUCAAAAAUUAGAGGCGAUGUCGCGCGUUAUGGAGGAUAAAUACGCAGCGGAAGCUUUGAAAAACGGGUUGAAGAAAUGGUCCAGUUUGGACAAUAUUAAUUCAUCUGGCGGACCCGGAGCUCGUAGAAGCAUUGCAAUUUUAUCGUGAUUAAUAAUUAUUAGACUGUAUUUUUAUUUUCUUUUUGUGUAAGAUUACUUUUUUUUGAAUUAUAAAGGAGUUUAUAAAUUUAUUAAGGAUUUUGAGUCAAAGCGGGGUUGGAAAGUUCUUAAUUGAUGUUAAGUAAAACGUAUUUUUUGUGUGUUUAGGAUUGAUAUCUUUUUGAUUUGGAUUUAGUGAUGAAGAUGACGUGAAAUGAAACGCUCUAUAUUAGUCUAUAUAUACUUUUAUUAUUAUAUUUUUUUAUAUUAUGUAACAAAAAAAUGAUGUAUUUAUAUAUAUUAUUAUAUAAUUGGAAAUGCCAAAGUAUUGCUAGUUAACUACUAAAGGAUGGUUUGUUCUUCUUUUCUUUGUAUUUAAAAUCGCUAUUUUCCUUUCAUAUUUUUUCUUUGUAUUGUCACGCAUAUUUACAUUUGUAGACAUCUUAUUUUUAUACAAUUUGCCAAAUGUACAUAAUAACGUAAUUGAUUAUUUAAGUAAACUAAAGACUAGAAAUCAGAAUCGAAUUGAAUCGAUUGAAAGAAAUUGUUAAUAAUGCAAAAACGAUCGAAACGAAACACCACAUCAUUCAUUAUUAUUCAUCAAAUAAGUAAAAAUUAAUCAUUUUAAUAAACAUACACAACAUUUCAUUCCAGUAUUUCUAGUAAAAAAUUGUAUUGUAUUUCAAAUUUUUUAUACAUAAUAUUAAAAUGAUAUAAAUAGUAAUUUUGUAGUUGUAUAAAGUGAACAAAUGUAAAAUGCACAAUCAAGCUUAAAAAGUACACACGUCCAUUUAUGUAAUUAAUUAAAAAAAAUAAAAAGUAUUGGAUUUAAA